AUGAGCAGCGAGCCUUUGACAGGCAGAGAGACCACCUGUAAGUCUGUUUUCUUUAUUUUCCUCUUUUUUUUCUGUAGAAAUCCAUGUUUUACUUUGCUAACUUUCCUGUUACACACACAGUGAUGUAACUUGUUCACUUACUGUUUAUUCAUGGUGCAAAUCUGAUGCUAUGUCCUUUAGAAUAAAGUAUAUUUAACAUUUGGUAUUAGCCAAAAAAAUGCUUCAUUCAAACAAUGCCCCAUGAUGCAGUGCUGUGAGCUAAUACUAGUGUGUGCAAUGGGUGAAACUGGAACCUUUGUCAGCCAUAAAAACAAAAGUUGUAACACUUUUAUACCAAGGCUGUAGUCUUAAAAAUUUGCUGACUGCUUUUUUACUGGUUUGUCCUUUUAAUGGUUGUUUUAUUUGUGCAGCUGAUUUUUGAAUUAGUUGUAACUGAGUCCUUUGUUGUAGCCCGCCAGCUUAAGUCAAUUUUCUAUAUGAAUCGUUCACUUGAUGGUACGAGCACCAAAUUUGGCACUCAAGUGCUUCGGAACCUACUCUCUCAGAAAAGUACGCUAUCCAGCUGAAAAUCCAAGAUGGCCGCCAGUUUUCAAGAUGGCUGCCUUGCUAAAUGCAAAAUUUGAGGGUUUCGAAGUAGAACUUGAAUGAACACAAAUGUGUUAAUGAUCCAAAUAUCAAAAUGAAUGUUUUCUGACAAGAAGAACUCAAUGAUGUCAAUUAAAUUCCAAUAUGGCCGCCGGUUUUCAAGAUGGGGGCGAUUACAUCUCAAAAUUAGCAUUUCCGGAGGCAGUCUGUUCACAGAUAAUUAAGUCAUUAAUGAAAAUGCUGUGGUCAAACUCUAUUGGUUUGUAUUUAUUUUUUAAGAGUGAUGUCAAAGCACAACCAGGGCACACUGGUGACAUCACUGCUGUGAAACUCAGCAUGGGGUUCAGUGUCAGCCUGUAGUGUACUAUGGCUAGUGGUGUACUCACUGUCGUAUACUUUAGUGUCCCAAAUGCUACCUAAUAAGCCCCUGUAUAUAUCUCAACUAUUAGUUUAGUUAGUUGUAUUUUGUAGUUAGGUAGCUGCACCUGAAUCGACAGGAUGUGCCAGCGCGGGCUUCAAGCCUGAAGGCUGAAACAAGGUCAAACAGAGGUAAGGGAGGUUGACGUAGAGUGGCAGACAAAACCAAACUACCAACCAACUGGAAAAGCUCUCUGAGAGACAACAACAACAAAACCGAGCUCUUCGAGUUCCUAGCUGACAAGAUUGUGACCCUGUGUCCUGACAAUGUCAUAGUUGUAACCAAAGGAGAGCAGGCUCUUUCAAAUAAACCCAUCAGCCUUAAAGGUGUAAGUCUUGCAACCAUGAAGAAGCUGACUCCAGGAUCUUCACCCAGGCUCUUGAUGCAGCCAACAAUAGAAGAAGUCUGUGUUGAUUAAGGCAUGCGACACAGACAUUCUUGUUGUUGCAGUCAAUGUUUUUUGAGGCCCUAAAGGAUGCAGGCUUAGAGAUGCUUUGGUUAGAAUUUGGCCAGGGUCAGUCCAUUAGGUGGUUACCAAUUCAUGACAAAGGCAAGAAAACUGCAUGGCAAGCAUGGGAGGUUUUCCCUGAAGUGAGCCCUAUUUUCAAAAGGCUCAGUCAAUACCCACCUAUCAUUGAAGAUGCAGACCUCAACAUCCUUGAGAAGUUUGUCAUCAUCAUGUAUGACAAGCACAGCAUUACAGACAAGGUUGAUGAGGCAAGACUGGACUUGUUUGCUCGGAAGCAAAGGUCUUAUGAUGCCAUUCCACCGACAAGCGCAAAGCCCUGCCAAUUGGGGCUUGCAAAAGAUGAUGAGGUCUUGCAAGUUCUCUGGACAACCCUUCCACCCAUUGUUCAGACUUGUAAACAGUUAACAAAAUGUGGCUCCAAGACUGAUUGCAGAGGACGAUGCAAAUGCUAUCGAUUCGGCCUGAAGUGUACACAGUUGUGUGCCUGUGAAUGUGAGAACUAAAAAAGAAAGGACUAAGAGAGAGAAACUAGCAAUGUUUUUUUUUUUUAUUUGUAUACAUUAUCGUUUAUGUUAUAUUGAUUCAAGUUCUGAAUCGUAAAACAUGCAGCCUCUGCUUUGACACAUUUUUUGCGUUUUCUCAAAAAAAAAAGAAUUAAAAAAAAGAAAAACAACAACAACAACAAAAAAAUAUAUAAUAACAUUGGGGGAGAAAAAGACAGCCUCUACGUGGCCUCCCCUACAAGUAGCUUACAGGUCCAAAAGCUGAAAGUGAAACUAAUGUUUUUAAUGCAUCUUUUAGGAAAAUGCUCAAUCAUUCUGAUUAUUUUGUGGCCAUUUUUAAAUGUGUCCUACCACAUGUUUCUACAUUGAGUGGUCAUGUUCCUAGACAUAUCCAUCAGAAACUUCACCAUAAGCCAGUGUUUUGCAUUUAAUUUCGAUUGUAUCAUGUUAAUAUUCAAUCAUCUUGAUUUUCAAAAUACAAAAUUAGAUUUCUCAUACUCAAAAACACAUAUUUUGAUGUAAAUGCCAUCAAAAUAGGAUUAUUCAAUCAAAAUAUAGUUCAAAAACUGUUUAAAACCAGUUUGAAUGGCAGCCAUCUUGAAAAAUGGCGGCCAUUUGAUAUUUUCAAGUGGAUAGCAUACUUUUCUGAGAGAAUAGAUUCUGAAGCACUUGUGUGCCAAUUUUGGUGCUUGUACCCUCAAGAACAAUCGUUUCACGAAUCUGCUGCACUAUUGUCGUAUACUUAGAUGACAUCAGCAGCCGCUAGAUGACUGUGGCUUUUUCUAUGCUAACACUGAGUAAAAUCAUGAUUCCUCUUGAAGCACACUGCAGUCUGAUAUACAUGCUUAGACCCAAAUGGUCCAAAAUACACAGUGUUAAGUCAGUUUGGGCAUCAAACCACGUUUUGCAAGUGAAUUGGCGCUUGAUCCAUACACAGAGGAUUGAUGAAGCUCGUCCUUGUUCAUAGUAUGACUGAUUCUUGCAGCUGGAUCACAUGUGUAUUUUGCAUCGCUGCUUAAUGAAGGUGACAUGGUCAGUGGCACUAAAUGUAAUGUUGGGGAUUGUGAAAAAACCAACAAAAACAAGCUUAGUUGUGCUUGAGAGAGUGUGUUUAUUACCUCCGCCAAGGAGGUUAUGUUUUCGUUAGCAUUGGUUUGUUUGUUGGUUUGUUUGUUUGUUUGUUUGUUUGUUUGUUUGUUUGUUUGUUUGUUUGUGAGUUUGUUUGUCUGUUAGCAACUUUACGGAGAAAGUUACAGACGGAUUGACCUGAAAUUUUCACCAGAGGUGCGUCUCAGCCCCACGAGGAUCCCAUUAAAUUGGUGGUGAUCCGGACAAAAUUCUGGAUACUGUGACCCAGAACACACAAAAAUAAGGGUGUCGUUGGAAUUUUCUAUGCUGAAAGAUAACAAAUGGGCGGCACAGUGGUGGAGAUAGGCAGCAUUGUGGUGUAGUGGCACUGUUGCCUCACAACCAGAAGGUCCUGAGUUCGAAUCCGGGUCAGGCCAUUUCUUGUUUAAGAGGUGACAUGAGCUGUUUGGCGGAGGUCUGCGCUCUGCGAGUGCAUUUCUAGUUUCUACAUGUAUUCAAGAGCAUGCAUGAGGUGAUGGAGAGCUGGAGUGACCUCUCAGGUUGUAGUUUUCAGCUGUCUGGGGUUGAGUUGAAGCAGGUGUGUGAGGAAAUUGUAAUGAUGGUGUCCUUGUCAUCUGGCAUCCCGAGAUGAGCCCCAUAUGGAAAGCAGCAGACAAAAAUAUCUAUAACUAGAAAAGCACUCGGAGAGCGCAGACCUCCGCCAAGCAGCUCAUGUCCCCUCUUAAACAAGAAAUGCCCUGACCGGGAUUCGAACCCGCAACCUUCUGGUAGUGAGGUGACAGUGCUAACCACAACACCACAGUGCUGCCUAUCUUCACCACUGUGCCACCCAUUUAUUAUCUUUAAGCAUUGAAAAUUCCAUGUAACCCUUAUUUUUGUGUGUUCUGGGUCACAGUAUCCAGAAUUUUGUCCAGAUCACCACCAAAAUUAAAUGGGAUCCUCCUGGGGCUGAGACGCACCUCUGGUGAAAAUUUCAGGUCAAUCCGUCUGUUACUUUCUCCGUAAAGUUGCUUAUAGACAAACAAACUCAAAAAGAUAAAAACAAACCAACAAACAAACCAACGCUACCGAAAACAUAACCUCCUUGGCGGAGGUAAAAAUCUCCAUAUUUUAUCAUAAGUGAGAGUAUUACUGUCCAUCUUAUGGUCUUUGUGCACCCUUAAGUAUCAGGUAAGCACCGAGCCACUGACUUAAGAUGUAAGACCAGGUUUUAAGGUGCAGACAUUUCCUGCAUCCCCACAAUAGUGGUGUGCCCUUCCUUUCCAGAUCACACCUAUUGGUGCUUAUGUGGAUGCAAGAUUCCUGGAAAUUUAAUAAGACUGCUCAAUUAUGGCAAAAACCACAAUCACAAAUAUUUGGUUGAUAUUGAGAUUGUGAUUAUUAAGACUGAGAAGAUGAAGAUUGAAGAUUUAGGCUUCUUUUUGUGUCACCACAUUUAUAUGCAGUUACUUAACCAGAGUUUUUGGGGGUACUGUUUUCUGCUCUUGCUAAUUUGAUCACUUCCCUACAUGUAAAUGUGUAACUAUUCCAAAGAGAUUCUUUGGUUUUACUUUGAUCAGAAACAAUCUGCAGUCUUCCUCAGAAGCUUCAGAGUAGGAAGAACAAACCACCAUGGGCUCUAUUUCCGUGCCCGCCGGUGAUGCGGCAGAGGAUGGCGGACCCCGCGCAGUGGUAUUUUCGUCUGGGGGAGCCUGGCGUACAGCCAGUUUGGUAUUUUCGUAAACUAAGGCGAACUGAGGUCUGCCAAGCUGGGCUUGGUGGCACAGCAGGAGGAGGUGUCGUUCAAACCUGGUCAGCUUUCAGCACAGGCGGAACGCAGCUGGUCUAGUGGUAUUUUGAUAGACCGGCGGCGUAUGCAACCAAUGCCUCACCGGCAGGUUUCCACAGUUUCAGGCAUAUUUCAGUGCAAAAAAUAAUCAACAACAACUAAUAUUCUGAGUCAGCACAUACGUUUAGAUCUAUAUAGAUAUAUUCUGAUCUAUAUCUGAUCUGAUGAGCACGUUUGGCACGCGUUUGGACACACAACCUGACAGUGUGUAUUUGUCCCCUCAAUGCUGCUGUCAGCUGCAACAAACAUGACUGUUUAUGAUGAGACUUCGACCACCAUGAGGGUGAGCUGGGAGGAGGCUAACGGUGCCACAGGUUACAUACUGCUGUACAAACCCAUCAACUCUUCAGAGCCCCAGCCGGUGGGCGAGGUAAGUAACUGGGUCUUUAAAUAUGACCUGUGUGAAUGUGUUUUCGAUCAGUAUAGCAUUUUGAGAGUCCUGCACACAUCUACUUACAUAUUUAUCAAUAAUUUAGAAAUCUUGCUAUGUCUCCGCCGGUAAACAACAAACAAACCAAGAAGAGGCUGUUUUUACCAGUUGAUUAAGCUGAUGAUAGUUUCUUGGAGACAAAGCUGAGAUAAUUUGCCUUGUAAGAAGUAAUCUGGUGCUGAUUGCUUAUUUCUUUCAAAUUUAAGCAUAUACUUAAAAUAAUAAAUUUACGUCAUGUUCACUCAUACCUUUAAAGCAAGCCUUGUGUUUACAGUUAUACAACUAAAUAAGUGAAUAACCAACUAAUUAACUCUUUACCUCAUAACCUCUUAUAUGAGUUUAUAAACCAAUGAACUCACGAUUUGACCAACUCACUAACAAACAAGGAAGGUGACAGAAGUGACCAACAGUCUGUCUGAAGGUCCUUAAACACUGGGACCGUUUUUGUCGUGGGAUUAUUUCGGACGUCAAUAUUUUUUUUCGAACCCGUAUCCUGUCAAUACAAGCGUUUACAACAGCGACGUUUCCCCAUCCUGCGAAAUUGCAGCAUUUAUUUUUUCAGUUCACGGUCGAUUUUUCUAAAGUUUCGUGUACUGUGUUUCCACUUCUGACUAAUCAGAUUGUGUGUUGUUGCGACGUCUGAUUCACCGUUAUAUCCAACUUGGCCGACCGGCUGAUUAUUUACGUGUCUGAGAACAGAGUGCUUUUUGAUAAAAGACACAAAUAUUACAAAGAUAACAACCUGAAGGACAACUUGUGGGGAGUCAUGGCAUCGGAUUUCUGAUAUGACGAUGGUUUGUGUGCUUUAACAGUUUGCUAAACGUCUUUGUUUUAACUUUCAUCUGUGCUAACGUAAGCUAACGGUUGUUACCAUAGUUUAAUGUGCUUAUCUGGUAGUGGCCCCGACUCAGUACAUGCUAUCAUGACAGAAAGCCAUCUCAACAUUAGUGUCUAAUCAGAACUGAAAACAACUAGCGACCGUGGUACAGUUUCAGCUCCUGAACUAAGCAGUGAAACUCACCAAGUUCUCUUCUUUUUUGUAAUAUUGGAUGCACCCAUGUGCUACGUUUCUUUUUCUUUUGAGAAAGCAAAAGGAGUACCAAUUAGCCAUCACUUGAAGUUGAAGUAGACUCCACACUUGUCUUCUCACUUCCAGCCGGGACACUGUAGUAUGGUAAGGGAAGGGCCCGCCCUCCUUCGCCUCCGAUUGGCUAUAAAUGCUGACCGUUUGGCUUGAGCGUGUGGUGACGUUUCCAGCUUUUCUAGCCAAUCAGAGGCGAAGGAGGCAGGAUUUUUCCCCUGGAAAAGUCUUUCCCGGGAUGCGUCUUUUUCCCCCGGGAAAGUCGCAAAAUCACAUCGGGCUUUAUGUGUAUAAUCAGAUGCGUCAAAAUUUGCCUCCGAAUAUUUCAUGAUUUCGCGUUCUAUAUUCCUGUCGGCCCCGGUGUGUAACCAACAAACAAAUUAACUAACUAGGGGUGUCCAGAUAAAACUUUUUUACUUCAGGUACAAUACUGAUAUUUGAGCUUUCAAAAUUGAUCCCAUAUUGGCACAAACUUGUGCAUGACAAGUUUUGCACUCUUCUGCAACCUUUUUUUUGGACUUCAACGAAAAAUACUGCCAAACCACUAACAUCACACCUACUCCUUUCCACUUGGUUGGUACCUUAGUACACACUGUUGUGCUCACAUGGGCUCUUCAUGCUGGAUCUGGGCACUGCUAGAUAGAAGUGCUGGAGUGGGUCUGGAAUGGACUGCUUGUAUUGGAGUACUUACAUUAGAGAUUUUAGAUGCAGGCAGAUAUAAUCCGAUAUUUUUUUUUUUUUUUGGCAGAUAUCAGACCGAUAUCCGCUAUCAAUAUCCUAUUAGUUAUAGGAUAUUGAUAUCGGAUAUCCUAAAAUAAACUAACUCACUGGCUGACUGACUAACUAGCCAACUAAUCUACUGACUGAUUUAAAAAUUUAUGCAGGACUUAAUAAAUUUACGAACUGACAAAGUUUUGAACUAGCAAGAUGACAAAAGUUACUAACAGCCUGUCUGGCUAAAUGUCUCACAAAACAAACUAACCACUUAACUAACUUAAUGGUUAAUUGACAGAAGUGACCUUCAUUAGCCAGGUUCACAAAGAAACUACAUAAGAAAAUAUACCGACAGUUUACUCUUGUACAACUUCUUAAAAAAAACAUCUAAUUACUGUAAAUUUGAGCACUACCUGCUUGCAGAUGAUACUUUACUCCUAACCAGUCUAGAAACUCUGUCCUUGUCUCAGAAACUGUGACUUGCUGCUGUUUGUUUUGGUUGUACCGAGACAAAUUUACACUGAAAUUACUUAAAACUGAUCAGGCUAUUGAUUUUUUAGUUUGACUGCAUGUUAGUCGUCCCCAAAAUGUCAGCAACACAAGGACAAAAAGACACUCUGGGUUUAAACCCUACGAACCAUAGAGACUCAAUGGUAGACGAGAACAAACUCACACACAUCUUGCUUUUGCACUCAGUAUUUCCACAUUAAUUUUUUAAGAACAAGCUCCUGCUUGAGCUGCUUAAUGUCUCCAGAUGUCGAGCUUUUCUCUCUCUCUCUCUCUAUCCAUCUAUUCCUCUUCUUUCUCUCUUUCUCUCUCUGCAGGUACAUGCUGGGGGUGACGUAACAAAUGUCCUGCUGGAGAACCUGAUACCCAACACGGCCUAUGCCUUCAGACUGUACGUGCUGCGCAGAGAGGAUGCCAUCCAACGUCUGGAGGGGACAGGAGUCACACGUGCUUAA
Molecule: messenger RNA, 8079 nt
Organism: Xyrichtys novacula (pearly razorfish)
Lineage: Eukaryota; Metazoa; Chordata; Actinopteri; Labriformes; Labridae
Source: the annotation of a GenBank genome assembly